Messenger RNA from Bombus huntii, 1363 nucleotides. RefSeq lists its product as uncharacterized. Lineage: Eukaryota; Metazoa; Arthropoda; Insecta; Hymenoptera; Apidae. The record is from RefSeq and is a predicted model, not a curated record. The coding region runs from base 518 to 961 and encodes 147 amino acids. The transcript is spliced from 2 exons.
UGCUUACUCAGCAUGAAAUGUUAUAGAAUUUCCAACAGAAAAUUUGGAGAUUGUUGGAUUGGUCAAUCAGGAAAUAACAAAUGGCUGGCAAGACCUGACACCUCUAGAUCUUUAUUACUGGAGAAAAUUAAAGGAAGAAGUAUGCCACAAAAAACCAACAAUCAAACUUGGAAUGCAAGAACAUAUAAAGAGAACUUGCUCUAUAAUAGAUACAAAUGAUAUUUGUCAGGCAGUGCCAUCAGUAUUACAAUGUUUUAGACUAUGUAUCCAUGUUCAAGGUUGUUAUUUUAAACACUUGUACUAGCAUUAAGUAUGUAUAUAACAUGUUACAUGUAAAUCAUUGAAGUAUUCGAAGAGUGCUCUGAAGCAAUCUAUUUUCUAUUGCAGUUGACCUUAGGUAAUGACCUUCAUAAUACUCUACCAAAUUAUAAAUAAGAAACCAUUAUAAAUAAGAAAUCAAUUAUAAAUAAGAUACCAUUGCAUUUAAAAAAACAAAGUUGAUCUUCAUAUCACCUUGAUGCCUCUUGAUACCAAGUUCGGCCUAAUGCAUUUUCUUCUAUCUUCGCAAACAAGCAAGUUAUUCAGGUACAACAUGGCUACCUUACUCACAAAUGAAGCAAAACUACGCUAUAUAAUGGAAUGGUUUCAAGAAUGGUCUGAAAUGGAAAAAAAUGACUUUCUGGAUGUACUUAUCGAAGAAUGUGGACCUCCGAAUCUUGUUCAUAGAUUGUCAUCUAAGAUGAAACAUUUAGCAAAAAUUAUAGAUGACAAACCAACUCUGUUUCAAUGUCGUAUAAAACUCUUUCGACAAUGGAGUCAAAAUUGGUCUCAGCAGGAAAAAGACCAUUUGCUUUCAUCAAUCAAAAACGCUGAUGCUGCAUUUGCACAAAAAUAUGAUGAAAAGAUAUUAUCAUUAUCACGUACUGAACAUAAAAAACAAUCUGACAAGAAGGAAACAUAAACAAACACCUUGGAGCAUAUAAUCUUCUUUAUUAUUGUAGAAGAGGUUUAUGAGAGAAUGUCUAAGAAUAGGAAAAAAUGAAAAAAUAUUUAUGAUUAAAAUACAGUACAAUACAGUUUGAUAUUUAUAUUUGAUGCACAUUUUGGUAUAAUGCAUAAUGAAUGUAUUAUAUAUAAAUUGAAAUAUUUUUAAUAUUUUGUAAUAGGUUUAUAAUAGUUUAUACUAUAGAAUUUAAGAUUCAUACAUACAUUCCAUAAUUAUUUUGAAAUAUCUAUUUUCUGAACAUACUUUUCUUUUCUUUAUUUACGAGCAUAUAAUUUUUUUUAUAAUGAUAUACAAAUGUAAUAUUUACAAAUAAUAAAAGAAAUUUAUAAAAAUAUAUGAAAAAAAUGAUAAAAAGUA